AUACCCACCCGCCCCUGCCCCUAUCAGGCAAUGGGUGAAGCUCUCUGGGCAGUAGACUGGAGGUCACUGGGCAAGUCCAGUCACCUCUCUCCUGCUUCCUGCUGAGAUCUUAUCUCCCAGUUUCAGCCCCAACCCCCUCUGACUCCUGGACUCCUUUUUUUUUUUUGCCCCCACACCCUUACAAUGAGACCUCUCCUUCGUCUAAAGUGACUCAGAGGCUGGAGAGAGGAGGGUGACUAGGUGGGAAUGGUGGCUGGAAAGCCAGAACCUAAACUGUGUGGGGGAAGAUAAAGAUCCUGUUCUUUUGAAGAGGCGGUCCUGUACCCUCUUUGCUCCUGGAUCUCUUGGUCAGCAUCCUUGAUCAGGGAAGCCCACAGCCUCCUUUGGGGGGCUGGACAUUCUCACUGCUUUGGCUGCCAGUAUUCGUCAUGGCUCUCAUGAUAACCUGUCUAUAGAGUGCACAUCGUGAUGGAGACUCCUCUCGAGAAGGCCCUGACCACCAUGGUCACCACGUUCCAUAAAUAUUCAGGGAGAGAGGGGAGCAAGCUGACCCUGAGCAGGAAAGAACUGAAGGAGUUGAUCAAGACAGAACUGAGUCUUGCAGAGAAGAUGAAGGAGAGCAGCAUUGAUAACCUGAUGAAGAGCCUGGACAAGAACAGCGACCAGGAGAUCGACUUCAAGGAGUACUCCGUGUUCCUGACCACACUGUGCAUGGCCUACAAUGACUUCUUCCUAGAGGACAACAAGUGACCAGGGUCCUCUCUCACCUCACCGGGAGCUCCUUGUCCUGUCCUCUGAAGCCUCUUUAACGGCCCCUCUUAUUUAUGCCCCUGGUCUUUCUCUUUCUCACAGAUGGAUUCUUCCAGUAGAGAAAUAAAGUCUUUUCCUUUCCAUG
Messenger RNA from Peromyscus leucopus (white-footed mouse), 895 nucleotides. It is a transcript of the gene S100a5, whose product is annotated as S100 calcium binding protein A5. The transcript has 3 exons. The coding region runs from base 469 to 750 and encodes 93 amino acids. Gene Ontology annotation, cellular component: nucleus; cytoplasm. The record is from RefSeq and is a predicted model, not a curated record. Gene Ontology annotation, molecular function: calcium ion binding; transition metal ion binding. Lineage: Eukaryota; Metazoa; Chordata; Mammalia; Rodentia; Cricetidae.